Lynx canadensis (Canada lynx) is the source of this 3204-nucleotide messenger RNA. It is a transcript of the gene SENP2, whose product is annotated as SUMO specific peptidase 2. The coding region runs from base 185 to 1957 and encodes 590 amino acids. NCBI's taxonomy places the organism in Eukaryota, Metazoa, Chordata, Mammalia, Carnivora, Felidae. The record is from RefSeq and is a predicted model, not a curated record. Gene Ontology annotation, cellular component: nucleus. Gene Ontology annotation, biological process: protein desumoylation. The transcript has 17 exons. Gene Ontology annotation, molecular function: deSUMOylase activity.
UGGUGGCAGGCGGGGGCCUCCUAUAGCCCUCAGGACGUUUUAUCUGUGGGCCCUCCAAUCGCGUCAUAAGUCGGCGACUGAGCCUUGGCGGUGGUGGCCGAGGCGGCGAAGGCGGCAGCGGCGGCGACAGCUCUGGGGUUUGCUUCUCGGGGUGUGUCGGCCGCCGCUGCUGCUUGGGCCUGGUAUGUACAAAUGGCUGGUUAGGAUUCUCGGCACCAUUUUCCGUUUCUGUGACCGGCCGGUGCCCCCUGCCCGGGCCCUCCUGAAGAGGCGGCGCUCGAACAGCACUUGUUUUCUACAGUGGGACACUGAUGAAAUACCAGCCAAAAGACCAAGAUUAGAUUAUUUCAUUCACCAAGUGAAAACCAGUCUCUACAAUGCUGCCAGUUUAUUUGGAUUCCCAUUCCAGCUGACCACAAAGCCCAUGGUAACUUCUGCUUGUAAUGGAACACGGAAUGUGGCCCCUUCAGGAGAGGUAUUUUCGAAUUCUUCAUCUUGUGAACUGACAGGUUCUGGAUCCUGGAACAACAUGCUGAAACUGGGUAAUAAAUCUCCUAAUGGAAUAAGUGACUAUCCAAAGAUCAGAGUGACAGUAACCCGAGAUCAGCCUCGCAGAGUCCUGCCUUCCUUUGGUUUUACUUUGAACUCAGAAGGGUAUAGUAGAAGACCCGGUGGCCGUCGCCACAGCAAAGGCCCUUCAGAAAGUUCUUUAACCUGGAAGCCUCAGGAACAGGUUGUAACAGAGAUGAUUUCUGAAGAGGGUGGCAAGGGUCUGAGGCGUCCCCACUGUACUGUGGAGGAGGGUGUUCAGAAAGAGGAAAGGGAGAAAUACCGAAGGUUAUUGGAGCGACUUAAAGAAGGUGGUCAUGGAAACUCUGUUCCUUCUGUAACUUCAACUUAUCACAGCUCUCAAAGAAGUCACAUGGACACAUUAAAGACCAAAGGCUGGGGGGAAGAGCAAAGUCACGGAGUCAAAACAACUCAGUUUGUUCCAAAACAAUAUAGAGUUGUUGAAACAAGGGGACCUCUAUGCUCAGUGAGAAGUGAGAAGAGGUGUUGUUCAAAGGGGAAAAUUUCUGAUACAGAGAGGACAGUUGGACUCAGACUUGAAAAUGAAGGUAGGAGGGGACACCAACUGGAACCUGACCUAUCCGAAGAGGUGUCGGCCCGACUCCGCCUGGGCAAUGGGAGCAAUGGCUUACUCAGGAGGAAAAUGUCAAUACUUGAGACAAAAGAAAAACAUUGCUCGGGCAAAGAGAGGGAUAAAAGGAUGGAUGAUCUUCUUGAACUUACAGAGGACAUGGAAAAGGAGAUCAGUAAUGCCCUAGGUCAUGGCCCACAGGAUGAGAUCCUAAGUAGCGCUUUCAAGUUGCGAAUCACUCGAGGAGAUAUACAGACCUUGAAGAACUAUCAUUGGCUCAAUGAUGAAGUCAUUAAUUUUUACAUGAAUCUUCUGGUGGAAAGAAACAAAAAACAAGGGUAUCCAGCACUUCAUGCAUUCAGUACUUUUUUCUAUCCCAAAUUAAAGUCUGGUGGUUACCAAGCAGUGAAAAGAUGGACCAAAGGGGUCAAUCUCUUUGAACAGGAACUUAUUCUGGUGCCUAUUCAUCGGAAGGUACAUUGGAGCCUGGUGGUGAUAGACCUACGAAAAAGGUGUCUCAAAUAUCUGGAUUCUAUGGGACAAAAGGGCCACAGGAUCUGUGAGAUUCUCCUUCAGUAUUUACAGGAUGAAAGUAAGACCAAAAGAAAUACUGAUCUAAAUCUUUUAGAGUGGACCCACUACAGCAUGAAGCCACAUGAGAUUCCUCAACAGUUAAAUGGGAGUGAUUGUGGAAUGUUUACUUGUAAAUAUGCAGAUUAUAUCUCUAGGGACAAACCUAUCACAUUUACUCAGCACCAGAUGCCUCUCUUCCGGAAGAAGAUGGUGUGGGAAAUCCUUCAUCAGCAGUUGCUGUGAGAAUGCCCCGCCCGGUCCCUCUAGCUGCUGGUGGUUCUUUCACGGAGGACGGAUGUUUCCAUAUACCUCAUGCAUCGUGGGUUCAACAGUCCCCGCAUCGCCCCUGCUGGCUCACAGGUACUGGGCUGUAGGACGCGCACGCAGGCCUCUCCCUGCACCCUGGGCCCGACUUCGUGCGUGGACCCUGUGUGUGAGCCUGUGCCUGCUCAGAGCCCUGGACUAUUCAACCCACACAAGAACAAACGCUAAUUAAUACUUUUUUUUUUAAGAUUUUUUUUUUCCCUAUGAAUGUGGGAAAUGCAGGAUUUAUUCUAUGAUUUGUUUUUUGUGUGUUUGUUCACGUGUGUUCAUUCGCUCACUCAUUUACAAACAUAAUGGCAGUGGCUGUUUGCUGCUGCUCCACAGUUAACUCUGAAUUACCUGUUUGAACUAUUUAUUUUUGAAAGGAAUGUUAAUCAAGCUCCACUCCCAGCUGAAGAUCAGGAGGGGAAUCAGUGGGGGGAGGAAGGAAGUGUUAAUUAACUUCCCGAAGGCUGGAGCAGAAACUGCCAACUUGAAGCUGGAGCUCUCGUUCUUGAGGCUUGGAAGUGCGGGAGAGGAGAAAGAAACGCCUUCUCCUUGGGUAGGGCUCUCAUUGCCUUUCAGAGGACGUCUGACACUACGGCCUUGGCCUGGGGGCGUGGAAAAUGGACCGGUGGCCUAGGAACUCUGGCGAUCCAGGAGUUUUCAGAAGAGUGGUGGUCAUCCUAAAGAGACUGCUCUUUCUGGGAAUGAGCUGACUUGGCUACUCUUGAAACUGGAUUUGAAGUAACUAUAAACCCUAAAGCUUAAUUUUCAUCCCAGAUCUGGUUGAGUAUAAACCUCAGAAUUGUAAGGGCUGGCCUGGGCUGUUAUUUCAAGAGAUACUAUUCAAUGUAAAAGCUAUUUUUCCUCAAAGUUUGUUUUUUUUUCUAUAUAUAAAGCCGAAAUUAAGUUUUGUACUCAUUAGGAUUUACAUCCCCCCCCAUUCCACCCCCACGGAAAUUUGGAAGAAAAUUUAGUACUUGGCUGUGAGGCUGCCAGUUAUACAAUAAUCUAUUUUGCAUAUGAAAGUUUGUAUUUAACUUUUUUGUUCAUUAAAAACUUUACAGUGGUUACGCAUUUUUAAUUUCAGAAAGUUUAGAGUUGGUCAGAACAUAUUUUGCAAGAUCUAGUGCCUAGUGUUGCUUUUUCCGAUGUAAUAAAGGUUGUCUGGCAGAACCUGAAAA